AUGGAAGACGCUAUCCAUUUGGAUCAUCAGGGCCAAAUGCAUAUGUUGAAGAGCUUACAGGAAAUUGCCGUCAAUAAGAAGGAAGUGAAGGAUGUUGCCAUCAAGUGGCUAGACCAGCUAGAUGCUGAAAGGAAAAAUGACCCUUCGCAGAAAGAUAUAGUGCUUCCUUUCCCCGACCCUGCUUCCCCAGAGAUGUCGUUGAGAUAUAGGGAAGCUUUCAGCAGAUCUCUUGAUGAAUUCAUCAAGCAAGGUCAGAUGUUCCAUCGAAUUUACCCCACGUUGGACAGCCCCAAGCCCCGCAUCCACAGCUUCUUGAAGCUAUCGCCAGGCGUGGACCCACAGUGGAAAAAGGAAGAGUUUGAUGCUAUGAUGCUGUUCUAUUUCAGGCUUAUCAAUAGAAGAGUUUUUAUGGAAGAGUUGACGUUCACAGAUGAAAAAGUGGGCAAGUUGUACGAGCAUUUCCUCAAAGUUGAUCUUAAUGAUGAUGCAGAAACCGCAGCUGCUCUAGAGGCUAUUGUCAAGGAGUUGGAUAUUCAUCCUGACGCUGCACUUAAUUGGAUUCAGGUAUUUUCCACGUGGAACGAUAUCCCUUGCGUUGAGAACGCCAUGUUCUUCCCCGUCGUGGGCGACCUUGAGAAGUACGACGUCUUGAAGGAGUUCUCAGUUACGUCGCACGCAACGGGAUGGACAAAUGAGUCCACGAGACCCCCGAAGGAAGAUUCCGCAAACAAGAAAAGUGGCAACCAAAACGAAAAGUCCUCUGGUCCUGGUAUCUGGCAGCCUACUCCACAGAAUUACAUGAAAUUCUCGAUUGCUGUGAUGCUUUCCGGCUUUUUGGCCAUGUACAUGAUUUUCUCUGAAGCGUCUUCUGAGCAUGAAAUUUCAUUCCAGGAAUUCUGCGCAGACUACUUGAGGAAAAACCUUGUUUCAAAAAUUCAUGUCAUCAACAAGAAAACUGCCGUCAUCGAACUCAAUGAAAAUGGUAGACAACUCCUUUCAAACCGUGGUGCGACUAUGCCAAACUCAAACUACUACUUCAAUAUUGGCCUGGUGGAGUCAUUUGAGCGUCAGUUAAAGGCAGUUCAGGAUGAAUACAAGAUUCCAGAGUCUUUGAGAGUUCCAGUGGUUUAUACGACCGAAGGAAGCUUGGCCAAAGUCUUGAUUAACUUCCUCCCCACUCUUUUGUUCCUUGGUGCUAUCUACUACAUGACGAAGAAGGCAAGCCUUGGUGCUGGUGGACCUUUGAGCUUUGGUAAAUCGCAGGCAAAGAAGUUCAACCAGGAGAAAGACAUCAAGAUCAGAUUCAAAGACGUUGCUGGUAUGGCUGAAGCCAAACAAGAAGUGAUGGAGUUCGUUAAGUUUUUGCAAAACCCCGCGAAGUACGAGAAAUUAGGUGCCAAAAUCCCCAGAGGUGCUAUUCUCUCUGGUCCACCAGGUACUGGUAAGACAUUGAUUGCACGUGCCACUGCAGGAGAAGCCGGUGUGCCAUUCUACUCUGUAUCAGGAUCUGAGUUUGUCGAAAUGUUUGUUGGUGUGGGUGCCUCCCGUGUGCGUGAUUUGUUUAAGACCGCUCGUGAAAAUGCUCCAUCGAUUGUGUUUGUCGAUGAAAUUGAUGCAAUUGGUAAGAAUCGUGCAAAGGGCAAUGCCAGUGGUGCUAAUGAUGAGCGUGAAAGCACACUCAAUCAGUUGUUAGUCGAAAUGGAUGGGUUUGAUAGUUCAAGCCAUGUUGUCGUUUUGGCUGGUACGAAUAGACCAGACAUUUUGGAUAAAGCUUUGAUGAGACCUGGUAGAUUCGAUAGACAUAUCUCGAUUGACAACCCUGAGUUGCAAGGAAGAAUCGAAAUCUUCAAUGUUCAUUUGAAGAAGAUCAAAGUUGUCGAAAAUAUCGAUAAAGAUCUCGCAGGUCGUCUUGCAGCCUUGACUCCCGGGUUCUCGGGUGCUGAUAUCGCCAACGUGUGUAAUGAGGCGGCUCUAAUUGCAGCAAGAUACAAUGCCAAAGCGGUUACUUUGAGACAUUUCGAGUUGGCCAUCGAGAGAGUUAUCGGAGGAGUGGAGAAGAAGAGUAAGCUCUUGGACCCACAGGAGAAACGAAUUGUGGCAUACCAUGAGGCAGGACAUGCUGUAUGUGGAUGGUUCUUGAAAUACGCACAUCCAUUACUCAAAGUAUCGAUCAUUCCAAGAGGACAAGGCGCAUUGGGCUACGCUCAGUACUUGCCUCCUGACCAAUAUCUUAUGUCAACACUCCAAUUGUAUGACAGAAUGAUAAUGACAUUGGGAGGACGUGUUUCCGAAGAGCUCAAUUUUGCCUCUGUCACUAGUGGCGCUCACGACGAUUUUAAGAAGGUCACUCAAAUCGCGCAAUCUAUGGUGAUGAGAUUCGGUAUGUCUGAUAAGGUGGGAAUGGUGAAUUACGCAGAUACUCAAAGCCAGGAUAAUUUGACUAAACCAUUUAGUGAUGAGACUAAUGAUGUUAUUGAUCAGGAGAUCAGAAGAAUCGUGCAAGAGUGUUACGACAGGUGCAAGCAGUUGUUGACUGAAAAGAAGGAGGCCGUCGAGCUUGUUGCCCAAGAGCUUCUUAAAAAGGAAUUCAUUACAAGAGAGGACAUGAUAAGGCUUUUAGGCAAGAGGCCCUUCCCGGAAACUAACGAUGCCUUCGACAAAUACCUCGACGGCAAACCAGCUUAUCAAAACGAAAAGCCCGCGGACGAGAAGAAAGAUGAUGAGCAAUGA
Messenger RNA from Candidozyma auris, 2730 nucleotides. Its product is annotated as m-AAA protease subunit. The transcript has a single exon. The record is from RefSeq and is a predicted model, not a curated record. NCBI's taxonomy places the organism in Eukaryota, Fungi, Ascomycota, Pichiomycetes, Serinales, Metschnikowiaceae. Bases 1 to 2730 code for a protein of 909 amino acids. Gene Ontology annotation, cellular component: m-AAA complex; membrane. Gene Ontology annotation, molecular function: ATP-dependent peptidase activity; metalloendopeptidase activity; ATP binding. Gene Ontology annotation, biological process: protein-containing complex assembly; mitochondrial protein processing.